UGCUUCUGAACGCCAAUGAGAGCCAGCAGACGCUGGAGGAGAUGACGGGCUGCUGCUCCCACCUCCACGACGCCGUGUCCGCUCUGGUGGAGCGAGACCUCGAGUGGAGCAGCAGCAUCAGGGAGCACGCAGAGCUGAAGGCCCAGGAGCACGCCUCCCUGCUGGGGCAGAUUUCCACUGAAGCCCAGAUGCUGCAUCAGAGCAUCCAUGUGGGGCUGAACGAGCAGCGCCGGGCAGCAGAGGAGGAGCUGGCUGGCCUGCAGGAGGAGGUGGUGAAGGGGGCUCUGACCACCCUUCAGAACCAGACCUCUCGGAACAGGGUCGUCCUGGACCAACAGCAGGCCGAGGUCCGGGACCACAUGGAGACGAGCCAGAAGCUGGUCCACAGCUUCCUGCAGGAUGAGCUGCAGCAGGAUGUCCCCACUGGUAAAUGAUCUGACCUCUGUGUUGCACUGUUGUGUUCAAAUUUGAUUUAUCUUCUGUUCUCAUUGUGUCCAUGUUGGGGUUUAAGAAGAUGGUUUCCUUUUACCUCCCUACAAUCCAACAUGAAUUCUUUCAGAGAAAAGGUAACAAGUUGUGUUCUCAAGCCACAA
Molecule: messenger RNA, 593 nt
Organism: Monopterus albus (swamp eel)
Lineage: Eukaryota; Metazoa; Chordata; Actinopteri; Synbranchiformes; Synbranchidae
Product: kinesin-like protein KIF11-B
Exons: 3
Coding region: 42-434 (130 amino acids)
Source: RefSeq, a predicted model, not a curated record